Molecule: messenger RNA, 1755 nt
Organism: Parastagonospora nodorum SN15
Lineage: Eukaryota; Fungi; Ascomycota; Dothideomycetes; Pleosporales; Phaeosphaeriaceae
Exons: 4
Coding region: 1-1755 (584 amino acids)
Biological process (GO): amino acid transmembrane transport
Cellular component (GO): membrane
Molecular function (GO): amino acid transmembrane transporter activity
Source: RefSeq, a predicted model, not a curated record
AUGGCGAUUUGGAACAGGAACCAGAGGACGUCGUCGUCUUCCGAUGGCGUGAGCCCUCAUUCUUCAGAUCCCGAGUACGGCUACAAGAGCGAACCCAAGGGUGCCGUCAUUGGAACCGGAGAGACCCCAGCUUUCAACACCGACAACAAUGGCGUUGUGGUUCAUGGCGACCACUCGCAUCUGCACCGCGGACUCAAAUCGCGUCACAUUACUAUGAUUGCCAUCGGUGGCGCCAUUGGCACUGGUCUCAUUAUUGGUACAGGAAAGGCCCUUGCUCAGUCAGGUCCUGGUUCGAUUCUCAUCGCUUACACUUCAGUCGGUCUUCUUGUCUAUGUCGUCAUGACAGCUCUCGGUGAAAUGGCUGCAUGGAUCCCUCACUCUUCUGGUUUUGCCGGUUAUGCUACCCGAUUCUGCGACCCUGCUCUUGGAUUUGCUCUCGGCUGGACCUACUGGUGUAAAUACAUCAUCACCACACCAAAUCAGCUAACAGCAACUGCCUUGAUUUUGCAAGAAUGGAAAACCGACAAAGAAGUCAAUCCCGGUGUCUGGGUUGCCGUCUUUCUGGUCGUCAUCAUCGCCAUCAACUAUUUCGGUAUUAAAUUCUUUGGUGAGCUCGAGUUUUGGCUGAGUUCCAUCAAGGUCCUCACAAUUGUAGGUGUCAUCCUCCUGUCAUUCCUUCUCGCUGUUGGUGCUGGGCCUGGUCCCGCAACAGGAUUCAAGUACUACAAAAAGCCGGGUGCAUUCAAGGAAUACAUCGAUACCGGAAGUGCAGGGAAAUUCUACGGAUUCUGGGCUUCUCUGGUCAAUGCCGUCUUCGCCUAUCUCGGUACUGAGCUGAUUGGUGUCACCGUUGGCGAGGCGCAAAACCCUCGCAAGACGAUUCCCCGUGCUAUCAAGCUCACCUUCUACCGGAUUCUGUUCUUCUACUGCUUGGCUGUCUUUUUCCUGGGCAUGCUCGUUCCUUUCGAUUCCAAAGAGCUUGCUUUCGCCAAUACAGCCAGUGCCAAAGCUGCCGCGUCACCAUUUGUUGUUGCCAUCAAGCUCGCUGGCAUUAGACAUUUGCCCGGUAUCCUCAACGCCUGUAUCCUGCUCUUUACCUUCAGUGCGUCAAACUCCGACCUGUACAUCGCUUCUCGUACACUCUACGGUCUGGCCGAGCAAGGUCAUGCUCCCAAGAUCUUCCGCUGGACUGACAAGCGCGGUGUCCCUGUCCCUGCUCUGGCUCUCUCAGCACUUUUCUGCUGCACAGCCUUCAUGAACGCUGCCGAUGACGCGAAGAUUGUAUUCGGCUACUUUGUCAAUCUGACCACCAUCUUUGGUCUGCUGUCUUGGAUUUCACUCCUGGUGUCGCACAUCUUCUUCAUACGUGCGCGCAAUGCGCAGGGCAUUACCAAGGAUCAGAUGGCAUACGUCGCUCCCUUUGGUCUCAUUGGAUCAUAUAUUGCCCUCUUCUUCUGCUGCUUGAUUGCCUUGACCAAGAACUUCCCCGUCUUCACCAAGGGCAAGUACGGCGCCUUUGACUACAAGAACUUCAUUACUGGUUACCUCGGCAUUCCAAUCUACCUGAUCUGCAUUUUCGGUUACAAGUACACCAUGGGAUCCAAGAUGGUCAAGCCUCACGAAGCCGACUUUUACACAGGCAAGGAUGAGAUUGAUCGUGAAGAGGAGGCUUUCGUGGCCCACGAAGCUCAGAAGAAGGCCAACGGCGACAGAAAAGGAUGGUUUUACAAGAAUUUUGUCGCUUGGCUGUUCUAA